UCCGUCUGCUUAGUGAACUUUGAAUUGUCUUUAAGUUGAGAGAAAAGUCCGAGAUUAGAAUCUGAUCCGGGUCAUUAGCGCCCUGAUUGAAACCAGCCGGUCCUCCCGGUCAAACUUGCUGGGGAACCGAGUCAGAACUCCGCUGAAACCCGACACCAGCGCACCUGUCCGACAUGUACAGCAUGAUGGAGCACGAGCUGAAGCCCCCGGGUCAGACACAAACCCACCAGAGCCACCAUACUUCACCGGGCAUGGCAUCAAUUACCGGAAACCUCACCGGGAGCAUGGGGACCAACGGAAACUCUCACCCGAAACCUGCGUGCCCGCCGGGAAGCGACCCAAUGGACAAGGUGAAGAGACCCAUGAACGCCUUCAUGGUGUGGUCCCGGGGCCAGAGGCGGAAGAUGGCCCAGGAGAACCCCAAGAUGCACAACUCUGAGAUCAGCAAGCGUCUGGGGGCGGAGUGGAAGCUGCUGACCGACACCGAGAAGCGUCCGUUCAUCGACGAGGCCAAGCGGCUCCGGGCGGUCCACAUGAAGGAGUACCCGGACUACAAGUACAAGCCCCGGCGCAAGACCAAGCCGCUGCUGAAGAAGGACCCCCCGGGGGCCAAGUACCCACUGUCCGCCGGGAACCUGCUGGCAGCGGCGGCGCAGAACCAGGGCGCCAGUCCCCGGAUGGACGGGUUCGGCUGGGCGCCCACCGGAACCUACUCCGGCAUGCAGGCGGACCCGCUCGGAUACACGCAGCCCCUCCACCGGUAUGACCUGUCCGCCCUCCAGUACCCGCCCACCAUGGGCCCGGCUCAGACCUACAUGAGCGGAACCAACUCCUACAGCCCCAUGUCCUACAGCACCAGCCCGCAGCAGCUGAGCCCGGUCACCAUGUCCAUGGUGAAGGCAGAACCGGUGACCCAUUCACCCUCAGCAGGAACCCAGAACCACCACCGAGGAGCUCUGCAGGGGGACCUGAGGGACAUGAUCAGCAUGUACAUCCCUGGACCAGGAGGGGACUCUUCAGACCCGGCCACGGCGCAGAGGGGCUACACCGGGGUCCAGCAGCACUACCUCACCGGAACCGUCCCGCUUACACACAUCUAGAACUGGAGUGGGAUACGGGGCGGGGAAGGGUGGAACCGGACCAGGUGAUGAGUUCUGUAGGUGGGAAGUCCCAGGAUGUUGAUCUCACCUCCUUCACACUCAGGGUUUUGACCCAGUUACUGGAUGGGAAAACGACAAGCACGCACUGCUGCCGUCACACGACACGUCAGCCCUCGGUACCGAGACCCGGUUCGAUUCAGGCCUUUGGACUUUUACAGAGGACUUCUGUGGUGUGAGCAGAGUCUGAGAGGUGGAUGUUGGACCUACAGCAGCGUUACACAGAACCGACCCGCCGGACCCAGCUCAGCAGCCCUCCAGAACUCUGCCUGUUGGGUUCUGCUGCCAUUGAUCCGGUACUGGAUGAUGCUGGUCUUGAUAAAAAUGAACAGAACUUUGUGCCUUGGAUCCUCAGUUUUUCCCGUUAAGUUCUGCGGGCUGACACCAGAACCGCCUGUAGGACAAUCUGCACCAGUAAAACAACCAUGGGUUCUGUCGGUGUUGGAUCGGAGGGCAGGAGAUUCUGUUUUCACUGUAAAUGUCUGGUUCCAGUUAUUGGUUCUGAUCCAAUGUGCUGCUUGUAGAGGUUUUUUUUUUUUUUUUUAGGUUUUUAAACUCGUUAAGGUCCGGUCGUGUUUGUAACUUUUUGUUCUUGUUUUACUCUUAAAUGAAUUUUUAAUCAUGGUUUCCCACGAGGUGUUUAGUUUAGUUUUUAACCUCCAAACCAGCAGAACCUUUAUGUCCUGGUACCAAACCCACUGGAAACGAGAACCAGGAACAGCUCCUGCCACAUGUGGAUGUUUACAUCACUACCAGGUACAUGAGUAACGUUAGUACUCGAGUAUAAUAGAGUAAAUGUGUCUACUCACUAAAUGUAAAUCUGCUGUAAAUAUUUCAGACUCACAAUCAGUCUUUGUUACUUUUUGAUUAAAGCUACCAUUAAGGA
Molecule: messenger RNA, 2043 nt
Organism: Nothobranchius furzeri (turquoise killifish)
Lineage: Eukaryota; Metazoa; Chordata; Actinopteri; Cyprinodontiformes; Nothobranchiidae
Gene: sox19b
Product: SRY-box transcription factor 19b
Biological process (GO): anatomical structure morphogenesis; cell differentiation; regulation of DNA-templated transcription
Molecular function (GO): DNA-binding transcription factor activity, RNA polymerase II-specific; RNA polymerase II cis-regulatory region sequence-specific DNA binding
Source: RefSeq, a predicted model, not a curated record